AUGAUUAAGUAUGCUUUAAUUUCAAGAGGGUCAUUAAUAUUAGCUGAUUACACAGAUUAGGAAACAGAUUUUGCUGUAAUCUCAAAGAAAAUUCUCAUUUAGUAAAAUAAAAAUUAGCAAAAAUAGCUUUUUAUAAGAGAUGAUUAUAUAUUUUGCUUCUUUGGGCAUUAGGAAUAAACUUUUCUUUGCGUUUGCGAUAAUUAAGAUAAAUUCAAAUAAAUAGCAUUUUAAUUUUUAGAUUAGCUCAAAGAUGCUUAUAUUUAAGAAACAUCAUAUGGAAAAGAUGUAGAAAAUUCAGGAAAGAGUUAAUAAGCAAUUUUGUCGUUGAUGAUAAAGAAUUUAAUGGAUGAGUACAAUAAAGGCGAAACAGUAGUUAAAUAGCUUUAAAAUUUAGCAAAAUUAGAAAAGGAUAUAGAAUAAGUAAACGAGAUAGCAAAACAAAGUAUAGAUAAGUUAAUGGACAGAGAACUUAAAAUAAGCAAUAUAGAAGGCAAAUCUAAAUAUCUUUCAAUAUCUUCUAACGAACUUAAAUAUAAUUCUAAGAGGUUAAAAAAAAAAAUGGAGGGAUCUAAUGGCAUUAAUUAUUAUUUACUGAUUUUGAUUAUUUUAGUAUUUUUUGCUAUUUACAAGUACAUUCUUUGA
Molecule: messenger RNA, 642 nt
Organism: Tetrahymena thermophila SB210
Lineage: Eukaryota; Ciliophora; Oligohymenophorea; Hymenostomatida; Tetrahymenidae
Product: synaptobrevin
Exons: 4
Source: RefSeq, a predicted model, not a curated record